AUGGCAACACCUUGGUUCACCAUCUACGGAAUUCCCGUCCUUCCACCUUAUCAAGAGACGCCGUUGCUCUAUAACUUCCAGGACAAGGCUCUGGAGCAGGUUGUGUACUCAUUGUCGCAGGUACAGUGGUUGGGUGUCAACGAAGCCUCCGGAUCAGAGAGGAAAGACAAUGAGGUGCUGAGAUGGCUGGGAGCCAGCGUGUUAAAAGGGUUGACGGGAAUGUUAGUUAUGAGCUUAUUUCCUGAUCUGGGUGCCGGUGGUUUAGAGGACAUGACUGCAGCCCUAACAACAACAUCGUUUUACGCACACCUAUCCAGAGUUCUCAGCCUCCAUAGUCGUCUCACAGCUUUAAAUUACACCUCCGAUUCCGACGGGAUCCUUGGUAAACUCUUCACAGCCUAUAUCGGCGGAAUCCAUCGUGAGCUCGGGACCCAGCGGUAUCACGACCUCUACAUCUGGUACUCACAGGUCGUUGCCCCAUAUGCGGAGAAAUACCAUACCCUAUACCAGGAGCACAUCUCCUCGACCGGUUCCACGAUGAAAAAGCCCACAUUCACUGUCAAUACCCCAGGCCUUCUUGGCACGGCCACGCCAGCAGUAUCCACUGACCCGCCAAAGCCUUCGUCCAUUGAGGCAAAGCUGAGACGUCAGAAUAUCAGCAUUUACACUUCGCGGUUGAUGGAAUUUGCGGCGAAGAGCAGGUUGUCGCAGCCGAGUUUUAUGUUCAAGGAUAAUGGAUACCAAGGAAUGAUGAUCCAGUGGACUGUAACUGUGAGCUUGGAUGGGAAAGAUAUUGCCACUGCCGUAGCGACAACAAAGCUGGAGGCGAAACACCUGGCAAGCAGGGAGGCACUGAUUAUCUUGAGAGCGCCGAUCGGGCCGCUUCCGAGGAAGGAGAAGAAGGCGCAGGCGAGGAGAGUUAACGCUAUGGUAGUGGGAUAG
Molecule: messenger RNA, 942 nt
Organism: Morchella sextelata
Lineage: Eukaryota; Fungi; Ascomycota; Pezizomycetes; Pezizales; Morchellaceae
Exons: 2
Coding region: 1-942 (313 amino acids)
Biological process (GO): RNA processing
Molecular function (GO): ribonuclease III activity
Source: RefSeq, a predicted model, not a curated record